Molecule: messenger RNA, 909 nt
Organism: Rotaria sordida
Lineage: Eukaryota; Metazoa; Rotifera; Eurotatoria; Philodinida; Philodinidae
Source: the annotation of a GenBank genome assembly
AUGCUUAGUCUACGACGUCCUUUUGAUAGAGAUCAACCAAUUGAUAAUCUUCGAAUUGUAAUAACACGACAUGGUGGACGUGCUGAUUUAGCAUUAGGAAACCAUUGGUUAAGAAGAAUACAAAGAAAUGGUGGUCAUGAUUCACGAAUAUCACGUUUACCACGUCGAUCAAGUUUUCGUGAAUGGAAUUAUGAUCCACCAUUAACUAUUGCUGGAGAAAAACAAAGUGGAUCUGUUGGUCGAAAAUUACUUCAACUUGGUUAUUCAAUUGAUUAUUGCUAUUCGUCACCUGCAUAUCGAUCAAUACAAACAGCAAAUAAAAUCCUUGAAAGUCAAGGACGAAGAGCUGUAUCAAUCAAUAUCGAACCUGGUCUAUUUGAAUGUCCAUCUUGGUAUUCUGGUUCACCAUUGGUAUUUAUACCUCCUACAUAUUUAGCUAGGGAUAGAAAAUUUCAUAUAGAUUCCAAUUAUGUACCAAUCUAUGGUAGUGUUGAUCCAAGUGAAAAUGAGAAACAAUUCUAUCGACGAUCUCAUAAUGUUAUUGAUACAAUAGUUCAAGCUCAUAAGAAUCAAGGUGGAACAAUUUUAUUAUCAGCACAUGCUGGUUCAAUUGAAGCAAUAACACGUGGUUUACGUGGUAUAUUUGGUCGACGUGCACAGACUGAAAAUCUUGUGUAUGAAGCUUCAAGAGUUAAUUAUUGUAAUUUUGCUAUAGUUGAACGUGAUGCACGUACAGGUCGAUGGACUUUUCAAUUACCUGAAUCAUAUAGUGGAGCAGGAUUACCAAUGCGCAAUAUCAUUCCACUUCAUAGUAUUAGUACAUACCAUAGAGGUUCACAUAGAAAAGGACGAUCACCACAAAGAAGAAGAUUAUCGAGAGUAGCACAUCAUCGACAUCACUAUCAUUAA